AUGGUAGCGUAUACUGGAGACUCGGACCCCAGCGAUCAUUUAUCCAGUUUCAACCGGGUAAUGAUAGUUAUGAGGGUCAGCAACGAUGCCAAAUGUCUAUGCUUUCCGCUAACAUUAAGCGGUUCCGCUGAGGAAUGGUUCAAAAAGUUGGAACCAGGAUCAGUGGACUGCUGGAACAAGUUGCAAGUCAGCUUCUGGAGACAAUUUGUCGCAGCGAGAAAGAUUAAUCUCGAAGUCACCGCAUUGACUAACAUAAAGCAACAACCCGCAGAAACCUUGAAGAACUUUAUAAAAAGGUUCAAAGAGGAGGCUUCAAAGACCAAGAAAGUAGAUGACGGACAACAGCUUGCACUGCUUCAAGCUGGGAUCCGUAUGGGGACCCCAUUCUGGAAUGAAUUACAAUAG
Molecule: messenger RNA, 405 nt
Organism: Cannabis sativa
Lineage: Eukaryota; Viridiplantae; Streptophyta; Magnoliopsida; Rosales; Cannabaceae
Exons: 1
Coding region: 1-405 (134 amino acids)
Source: RefSeq, a predicted model, not a curated record